This is a messenger RNA of Camellia sinensis, 1394 nucleotides long. Its product is annotated as heterodimeric geranylgeranyl pyrophosphate synthase small subunit, chloroplastic. The record is from RefSeq and is a predicted model, not a curated record. NCBI's taxonomy places the organism in Eukaryota, Viridiplantae, Streptophyta, Magnoliopsida, Ericales, Theaceae. Gene Ontology annotation, biological process: isoprenoid biosynthetic process. Gene Ontology annotation, molecular function: prenyltransferase activity.
UCAGCUAAAAUAGUUCAGGCCAAACGAAGCCUAUUUCUCUAUAGACCUAGAUGCACCAAAUAAACUGUUCUCUCUAAAAGUACUUAUAUACCCUUGGAUCAUCUCAUCUCUUCUCUCAUCUGUCACCUCCCUUCCCUACAGCAUCCACUUGCCAAAUCUUACUCACAAAGAUUGCAAGUUUUUUCUAACAUCCUCAAUCUCAAGUCAAGUGUAUAUACAUAUAUAUAUAUAUAGAGAGAGAGAGAGAGAGGAACAACACAAUGGCAUUCUCAAUGGUUAUAUUAUCACCGUCUCCUCCCCGACUCUACCUGGGAAAGACGAAACCAAUUUUACAGCACAAAACUGGCAUUCGGUGUUCUCUCUCUUCUUCUUCUUCUUCUUCUUCUUCGACACAAAUCUCAACCAAAUUCGAUCUUCGAACCUACUGGAAAACCCUAAUUGCAGAAAUCAAUCAGAAGCUGGACGAAGCCGUAUCUGUGCAGUACCCACAGCAGAUCUACGAAGCAAUGCGUUACUCUGUUCUCGCUCAUGCUGCCAAACGUGCUCCUCCGGUGAUGUGCGUCGCCGCCUGCGAGCUCUUCGGCGGCAACCGCCUCGCCGCCUUCCCCACUGCCUGCGCCCUCGAAAUGGUCCAUGCUGCUUCACUGAUACACGAUGACUUACCUUGCAUGGACGACGACCCAUCCCGGCGUGGACAACCUUCAAACCACACGGUUUUCGGAGUAGACAUGGCAAUCCUUGCCGGCGACGCCUUGUUUCCUCUCGGCUUCCGCCACAUUGUCUCCCACACGCCUGCGGACUUGGUCCCCGAGAACCGCCUCCUCCGCGUCAUUGCGGAGAUGGCCCGGACAGUGGGGUCCACCGGCAUGGCCGCGGGCCAAUUCCUCGAUCUCGAGGGCAGGCCCAACUCCGUUAAAUUCAUCCAAGAGAAGAAAUAUGGUGAAAUGGGUGAGUGCUCUGCCGUGUGCGGCGGCCUGUUGGGUGGGGCAGGCGAGGAUGAGAUCGAACGGUUGAGGAGGUACGGUCGAGCCGUUGGGGUUUUGUAUCAGGUAGUUGAUGAUGUGUUGGAAAAGAAGAUGCAGAGAGAGGAGACAAAUGGGGAGGAGAAGAGGAUGAGGAAGAAGAAGAAGAAGAAGGGGAAGAGCUAUGUGGGAGUGUAUGGGGUGGAAAAGGCCAUGGAAGUGGCAGAGGAAUUGAGAGGGAAAGCCAAGAGAGAGCUGGAUGGGUUUGAGAAGUAUGGUGAGAGGGUGUUCCCACUCUACAGUUUUGUAGAUUAUGCAGCUGAUAGAGGUUUUAGUGUUGGUUAUCAAGUUUAAUUUGUAAAUUCUUUUCCAUAACACUAUGUUUGGACACGUAAGAGCAAAGAAAAAAAGAAAUAAUUACUUAAGUUAUAA